Hirsutella rhossiliensis is the source of this 4995-nucleotide messenger RNA. RefSeq names its product nuclear pore complex scaffold nucleoporin. Lineage: Eukaryota; Fungi; Ascomycota; Sordariomycetes; Hypocreales; Ophiocordycipitaceae. Gene Ontology annotation, molecular function: structural constituent of nuclear pore. Gene Ontology annotation, biological process: nuclear pore organization. Bases 1 to 4995 code for a protein of 1664 amino acids. Gene Ontology annotation, cellular component: nuclear pore; nuclear pore inner ring. The transcript is spliced from 6 exons. The record is from RefSeq and is a predicted model, not a curated record.
AUGGCCGAAUUCACAACAUUGGAUGCCUUGCAGGCGCUCCACAGAGAGCUCGUCGCGCUCAGCGGCGGGUACGGGGACGGGCUCGAGAGCCUAGACAACGACUUUCUCGUCAAGACCUUUGAGAAGGAGUUGGACAAGCUAUGGGAGCAUCCGUCCAAGAAAGAUCAGAGCCGCAGCAUGGUGAAAUCAGGCAAGAUCUCUUUGGACGGCAGCGAGUACACCAUCAACGACAAGUUCCAACAAGACGUGCUUCUGUUGUCCGACGAAAUCGAUCUCGACGAGCUCCAAGCGGCAAGAUGCCUCCUCGAUUCCCAAGACGACCCCCCCGUCUUGGGGCGCACCCUCCUCGAGUGCGGCAUAAUCCGCUUUCACCAGCAAAGGAAAUAUCUCCUCGAUGCUCUUAGGUUGCUUCUCGAGUUCGACAGCGCCGAGGAAGAUGUCGACGAGUCCAGCGCGCUUGAAAGCAUCAAGAUGUUCGUCGCCGGGCGACUAUUCCAAGCUGGCCCCAAAGGAGCGAAACGCCAUGUAUCGAAUUGCAUGUCCGCAAUGGCGCGCAUCAAAGCCCUGCUGCAGAAUCUUGGGGACAAGAUUGCGGCCGCACAAACCUUGAACCAAGGGGUUGCUGCUGGACUGACCGAAGAGAUGGAGACGAUUGAGUUCUCACGUCUCAGCCUGAUGCAGCAACACGAACUGCUCGGCGUCAUCCUCUGCCGCUGCAUCGAGAAGCGACAGGCAGAGGUGUCGGAUUUUCUAGAAUUCGUCUCGACUCUCAAGAAAGCAGAUAGAUAUGAUGCUCUCCUAGUGCAUCUUGUGCCUGCCAUUGGUGCCUAUAUCUCGGCUUUUGGGUCGACAGAAGGUGGCUACGAUCUCAUCAGAGUUCGGGAGCUGAACAAUAAGCUAUUGCCGCCCGCAGACGACUCUACGUGGCCACUACCGCAACUGCAUGCUGCUUUUCGGGCCUGGUGGCUCGCAGAAUACAGUGGUUUCUACUUGGAUGAUCCGCCCGAAUCGGCCAUUCCGCCAAACACUGACCUUGACGAGGAGGAUCGCCACCGGUCGAAGCAGUUCCUCGACUCGCUCAAGGAUGGUGCUUUCGAUUUCCUGCUCUCGGUCGCUGGCGAUGUCAAGUCGCCGGAAUGGCAUGACUCGGUCCGCGUGGGCAUGCGCAACUGGCUCCAGAGGAAGUCUUCUGCUUUCCCGUCAGACUCGAUUCAGUUCUCGGGCUUCUUUCAGCUGUGCCUGAUGACGCAGCUCGAGGUCUUUGUCGAUGCUUUCAUAUCCAACUUGCCCGAUGUUCUCAGAAAGCUUCGCGUUGACGAAGACGAGCAACGGCAGCUGAGCCAGGCUCACGAACAAGACCUGGACCUCGAGCGCUUCUUGCUCACCAUUGCCUACUCAUAUGAAGGGCGUCCUGAUGCGGCCGCCAGCUUUUGGUCGGAUCCGGACAGCAACCUCGCGGGCUUCAUGCACUGGGCGUCUCGACGAGCGUCAACACCGCUGGUGACGGCCUUUUGUGAGAUGCUGCAGGCAAUAUCAGGCAACGAAGAGUGCGCAACCGCGGCCCACGAAUUCCUCCUCGACGAGGGUCAUCAAUCUUCGGGGAAGCUGAGAAGAUCGCAAUCUCUGACCUGGACUCAAAUAUUCAAAGAACUCGACUUCUUCUCUGACAAGACCAGGCAAAAGCCAACAACCACCCAGCCCAUGAGAUACCGCGGUGCAAAGUCGGCCCAUGAACAAAUGGAGACGGAGCCCGAGUCUGCCAUGAUGCUUGAGUCUUACCUUCGUCUGAUGACAAAGCUCGCCUCCGAAAGCGAAACUGCGCGGGUGUUUCUGUUGCAGAAUCCGGGACACAGCCUUGUUGAUAUGCUUUACGAACUGGCAAGCAGCCCGAUACCUCCCCGGCUGCGAGGCUGCACCUUCAUGGCACUGAAGGCUCUCAUGGCCCGCAAGUCAACCCAGGAGAGCCAUAUGAUGUGGAGUUGCCUGGAGAAUUGGGUCACCGGGGGCUAUGCUAGUCCCGCCACAGGACAUAUGCGACAAUCACAAUCCACUACUCUCGUGUCCACGGAACGCAUCCUGGAUGAGAUGAGCACCGGCUUUGAGGACCCCGAAUCGUUCAUUCAACUGCUGCUGGCGUUGGUAUCCCCGGCAAGAGACAGUAGUCCCUUGAAUGACUCUCUACCGUUUCCGGAGAACCUCGGAUCGAGCUCUCGGUAUCCUGGAAUUGAAGUGUACGUGGACUUUGUCAUGGGCCUGGUCCUGGCGAACAAGUCACACGAUCUCCAGGACAAGCAUCAGGUCCGGACGUUGAGGCUCAGCUGCCUCGAAUUCAUUCUCACGUGCUUGGCUACGUUCAACGAAGAUCUUAUUGUCAUUGCAAACGAGACGAAUCUCAAGAUUGAUUCCGUCAUUGCCGCCACAGAUCUCGCGACGUACGUUUGCAAGCAUCCUUUUGCGCGGGUAAUGGAAUGGAUGUUCAACGACAAGGUGAUGAGGGCCUUGUUCAGCACGAUCCAUCAAGACGCGGCAGACGUUGGCAGCGCUGCUCCCGACUCACCACUCAUCUUGGGAAUUCUGCGUGCAGUCGAGGUCAUCACCAAAGUCCUCGACCUAGAGGCGACCUACCAGAACCUGGUCAGGCCGCUCAUCAAGGUCCAGGCUAGUCAGACGCGGCUACCAAUUGCCCACACAGCAUACGCGUCGUUCCAGGACGGGCUGGUGACAAGACUCAAUCUCGUCGUGGACCUCGGGGUCUACUGCGGGAUUGGCCACCCUGAUCUGACACUGGCAUGCCUAAAGCUGUUGGAAAAGAUGUCUUCAUCCUCCAAAAUCGCAGCUACUUGGACGGGGUCGAGCCGACUCGCGCAUCGCAAUAAGGCCAUUGUCGCUUUGGAAGCGAAUGGAGAGCACGAGGCGAUUUCGAGAUCAUUCGGCUCCGAGCUCAUGGCCCCGCUAGAGUCUCGCCGCGAAGCGAAUUCUCCAAACUACAUCACGAAAAUCUACAUCCUCGACUUCCUCUUGCAGUGUCUGCAGUUGAGUCCUAAGGAGCCCACCAUUGCGCAUCUGCUCCUGGGAUUCAAAUGCGGCGUCGACUCUCUUUCUGUUGAAAACAACGGUGCGUUUGUGGCCCGGACAUCCUUGUUCCACAGCCUGGUGAGGCUGCUGCUCGAGAUUCCUUCCGGAGACUCGUCGGGAAUGAGACAGUGGCUCAUCGCGCUCAAGUCGCGAGCGAUGCGCAUCUUGCACAUUCUUUGGACCUCGCCUCUCUCUGCCACAAUCGUCAUCAACGAACUUCGAGAAAACGAGUUCCUUUUCCACCUCCUCAUCCGCGAAUCUGUCAUUCGGCCCGACCUACCGUGGGAAGAGCAGACCAUAUCCGUGGUGCAUUUCCCCGUGACGGAUGGUGCUCCGACACUGGUUGACUUCCUGACGCUGCGCAGCCUGACUCUGGAAUACAUUGCCACGGAGCUCUGCAUGAUAUCGCAAGGUCGCAUGCCCGGGGUUAAGAGACGAAUAUACGAUGCCUUAAACGGCCAAGUUGUUGGCGAUGGCAAUCAAACGAUUGAGACGCCGACAGCCUUUGACCUGUUCGACUUUCUCCUUCCCGAGGGCCUCUGGGACAUUCCGCCGCCGCCCCUUCAGUUCUACAAGGACCUGGAUGUUUCUUCCUGCCUGGAGACUGAUGCCGACUCCAAUCUCGUUUACAACGUGGAUCGAGCAAAAGAAAUCCUUCUCCUCAAACGAGGCGAGCAGCAGGGACAAGGGACCAUAAUUGCGGCCCAAGACCUGGUGGCCAUUGAGAAGGAAGAGGCCAUGAUCCUGGAAUUCCUCUUGUCAACUAAUAGGCAGAAGCAGAUUGCGACACUGUGCCUCAAGGUGCUCAAGUCUUGGACCCGGCUGCUAUUGAUUAUGGUUGAAUGCAAUGAUUUCAAGGGAACGGCGCAGACUUCCUUCUUCCUGCAGGCACUCCAAGCUGUGCUCCCCAGUCUCGAAGCCUUUGCGUCAGACCGCCCCGAGGAAGCUUUGGAACUGGCCAGAUUGGCUCGAGUGCUUCUCUUCAGGCUUGAUCUGGCAGCCACCGAUGCGGGCGACAAGCAGAGCCAAGCGAUCGGCAAUCUUGUCAGCGACAAACUUUACCAACUCUUCCAGAUAUGCCUUCAGGCUAUCGGCAAGUGGGCCGGCUCGCCGGUCUUGAGAUCGGUCUACUACGAAAUCUGCUACAGGUAUCUCACGGGAAUGUCAGAGCAGGGACCCCUGAGUUCGAGUCGGCCCAAGACUACCAAGACCAUUCAAGUCUAUGGAGAGAGGCUCAUCAACGUCAUAUGUGAUGAUGCCUACUGCAGUCAGGCCAGUUGCCAAACUGCAGCCUUCAUUCUCCUCAAUGCCUUGGUCCAUGUCGGCCGUCAAGAAGACGACAACCACGUCAUAGAAACGCUCAACCGGCUCAACUUUAUCGGCAUUCUCGUCGACUCCCUUCGGAACAUUAUGCAGGAGUGGCACGAAGCUUUCGCGUCUGGCCACGGCGACCAGCAAAACUACCAAAACGCCCGUCUUGCACUCCUGCUUGAGAUUUCGCAAUCCCGCGCCGGCGCCAAAUACAUCCUCUAUGCCAACGUAUUCCGCACCCUCGAGACAUCGGGCCUGUUCACUGCCGAUCCCGAGCUGCAGAGCGACUCGCAGAAUUCGCGUGCCCUCGAGCAGCACUACGACCUGCUGGCCAAGGUUGUCCGAAUCAUUGCCGCGGCACUCCUGAGCCGCGGCAGCCACAACGCUGUUCAGGGGCGCAAAUUCCUGACGGACCACCGGAUGCUCGUGACCCACACGCUGAAGCGUAGCGCUGGCAUUGGCGGCGCCCACGCCAGCGAGGGGCUGGAGGAGCGGAUUGGGGAGCUGGCGGACGGGCUUAUGGUUGUCAUUGCCGCGACGGGGUUUUUGGAGUUUGAGGACGAAGUCACAUCGGGAUCGAGCAAGGCAAAUCAGGCUUUGUUUCAUUGA